This is a messenger RNA of Astrephomene gubernaculifera, 5295 nucleotides long. The record is from the annotation of a GenBank genome assembly. NCBI's taxonomy places the organism in Eukaryota, Viridiplantae, Chlorophyta, Chlorophyceae, Chlamydomonadales, Astrephomenaceae.
CAGUAAACUUAGCACACUUGCUGAUACAAAUCGGAUCUUGCAAACGUGCCGUAGUCGUUCGGUUGUGUGCAGCGUGGAAGCUUGUCGGGCCCGCCCCGACGCGUCCAGAACGCGCCUGUGCGCUUCAUGUCCAAACGCGCCGCUGAAGGCUCUUCUGAUACCCCGUCAGCCAAAAAGCCCACCAUGAGCAAGAGCGGCGCGCCUGACGGGGGACCCGGCCAAGUCGAGAUCGAUGAGAAUCUUCACUCUCGCCAGCUUGCGGUCUAUGGCCGUGAGGCCAUGAAGCGUAUGGCAACGUCAUCGGUCCUGAUUAGCGGCCUGAACGGACUUGGCGUUGAAGUCGCUAAAAACGUGAUCUUGGCUGGCGUGCGGAGCGUGACGAUCCAUGACACCGCCUCCGUGACGCUUCAGGACCUGUCUGCGCAGUUCUACCUCACCGAGCAGGAUGUGGGUCGCAACCGCGCCGAGGCCUGCCGCGAGAAGCUGCAGGAGCUGAACACGGGGGUGGCGGUGCAUGCGGCCUCCGGGCAGCUGGCGGACGACUUCGUGAAGCAGUUCCAGGUUGUCGUCUCCACCACCGCCCCCCUGGCGGAGUCCAAGCGGCUGGACGGGCUGUGCCACUCCGCCGGCACCGCCUUCAUCUGGGCGCAGACGCGCGGCGUGUUCGCACGCGUGUUCACGGACUUUGGACCCGCGUUCACGGUGUACGAUGUGAAUGGCGAGGAGCCCCACUCGGGUAUCGUCGCCUCGGUGAGCAGCGGCUGCCCCGCCAUGGUGACGUGCGUGGAGGACGAGCGGCUGGAGUUCCAGGACGGCGAGCUGGUGCAGUUCAGCGAGGUGGUGGGCAUGGAGAAGCUGAACAGCCACGGACCCUUCAAGGUCAAGAACUGCAAGGCCCACUCCUUCGAGCUUGACGCCGACACCAGCGGGUGGGGCGAGUACGUGCGGGGGGGCAUCGUGGUGCAGGUGAAGGAGCCCAAGACCCUGGCGUUCAGGAAGCUGGAGCAGGCCCUGUCCGAUCCGGGUGAGUUCCUGCUCACCGACUUCUCCAAGCUCGACCGCCCCGCGCAGCUGCACACCGCCUUCGCGGCGCUGGACGCGUUCGAGGCGGCAGCGGGGCGCCCGCCCCGCCCCGCGCAGCCGGAGGACGCGGCGGAGCUGCUGCGGCUGGCUGAGGGGGUGGCGGCGGGGGCGGCGGAGGGCGCGGCGCACAAGGUGGAGGCGGUGGACGGGGGUGUGGUGCGGCAGUUGGCGCACUGUGCGGGGGCGGAGAUCAACCCCAUGGCGGCCAUGUUUGGCGGUGUGGUGGGUCAGGAGGUGGUGAAGGCGGUGAGCGGCAAGUUCCACCCCGUGUUCCAGUGGCUCUACUUCGACUCGCUGGAGUCGCUGCCGGACCCGGAACAGCUGGCCAAGGAGGGAGGGGGCGGGGCGGAGGAGUUCCAGCCGCUGGGGUCGAGGUACGACCCCCACAUAGCGGUGUUUGGACGCACGAUGCAGCGGCGGCUGGCGGGGCUCAACCUGUUCCUGGUUGGUGCGGGUGCGCUGGGCUGCGAGUUCCUCAAGAACUUCGCGUGCAUGGGGGUGGGCUGCGCGCUGCCGGGGGGAGGGGCAGCGGGCAGGGUGACGGUGACGGAUGACGACGUGAUCGAGAAGAGCAACCUGAGCCGGCAGUUCCUGUUCAGGGACUGGGACAUCGGGAGCUCCAAGUCCACGGUGGCGGCUGCCGCCGCCCAGCGCCUCAACCCUGCCUUCUCCGUCACCCCGCUGCAGAACCGCGUGUCACCGGAAACGGAAAACGUGUUCAAUGACGUGUUCUGGCAGGGUCUAGACCUGGUCGUUAACGCGCUUGACAAUGUGAACGCGCGGCUGUACGUGGACAGCCGCUGCGUGUACUUCUGCAAGCCGCUGCUGGAGAGCGGCACGCUGGGACCCAAGUGCAACACGCAGAUGGUCAUCCCCCGCCUCACCGAGAACUACGGCGCCUCCCGCGACCCGCCCGAGAAGCAGGCGCCCAUGUGCACCGUCCACUCCUUCCCGCACAACAUAGACCACUGCCUCACAUGGGCGCGGUCGGAGUUUGAGGGGCUGCUCGAGAAGGCCCCCCGCGAGGCCGCCGCCUACCUGGCCGCCCCCGCCGACUACGCCCGCUCCCUGCGCGCCAACCCAGAUGCCUCCGCGCGUCAGCAGCUGGAGGCGGUGGCGGAGGUGCUGCUGGAGGGGCGGGCGGGCAGCUUCGAGCAGUGCAUCAGCUGGGCCAGGACGAGGUUCCAGGACUACUUCCACAACCGCAUCGCGCAGCUGACCUACACCUUCCCCGAGGACGCCACCACCUCCACCGGGGCGCCCUUCUGGUCGGCGCCAAAGCGCUUCCCGCGACCGCUCAACUUCGACCCGGCAGACAAGUCGCAUGCGUCCUUCGUGCAGGCUGCCGCCAUCCUGCGUGCCGAGGUGUACGGCAUCCCCCGCCCCGACUGGGCCGCCGACCCCGCCCGCGUGGCGGCGGUGGCGGCGGGGGUGGACGUGCCGGCGUUCGUACCGCGCGCGGGUGUGCAGAUCGAGACGGACCCCAAGGCCGACCGCAGCAAGCCCUCGCAGGCGGAGAGGACCCACGACGACGAGGCUGUGAUCGAGUCACUGCUGGGUCGGUUGGAGGGCGCAGUGGGGCAGCUGGGGGCGGGGCUGCAGAUCAGCCCCAUCCAGUUCGAGAAGGACGACGACACCAACUUCCACAUGGACCUCAUCGCCGGCCUGGCCAACAUGCGCGCACGCAACUACUCCAUUCCCGAGGUGGACAAGCUCAAGGCCAAGCUGAUCGCGGGGCGCAUCAUCCCCGCCAUCGCCACCGCCACCGCGGUGGCUACGGGCAUGGUGUGUCUGGAGCUGUACAAGGCGGUGCUGCCCGGCAAGCCGCUGGAGGCCUUCCGCAACACCUUCGCCAACCUGGCGCUGCCGCUGUUCGCCAUGGCGGAACCCAUCCCGCCAAAGGUCAUCAAGUACAACGGGUUGGAGUGGAGCCUGUGGGACCGCUGGACGCUGGAGGGCGACCUCACCGUGCAGCAGGUGCUGGACUGGUUCGGGGCCAAGGGGCUGACCGCCUACUCCAUCAGCUGCGGCCCCGCGCUGCUCUACAACAACAUCUUCCCCAAGCACGCGGAGCGGCUGGGCAAGAAGAUGAGCGAGCUGGUGGUCAGCGUGGCCAAGAUGGAACUGCCCACCGCCCGCGACCACUUCGAUGUGGUGGUGGCGUGUGAGGACGAGGAGGGGGAGGACCUGGACGUGCCGCUGGUGAGCAUCAAGUUCAGGUAGAGGUGAAGGGGGAGGUGGAGGAGAGGAGGAGGUGGAGGUGGGCUGGUAGGAGUAUAUAGGGGAGGAUUAUGAGGAGGAGGAGGAGGAAGAGGGGGUUCAGAGGAGCUAGUGUGGAGAUGGGAGGGGGAGGCUUGAGGAGAGGGGUACAUGCAGCAGGGGCUGGUGUGGUCACAGGCGCCUGCGGUAUGUGCUGUAGGGCUCGCAGCAGUGCUGCUACUGCACAGCAGUUGGGGCAGGAUGUCGCACGGAGCUGUUCUUGUUGCGCACCGGGGGUUGACUGGACUCGGUUCUAGCAGACGGGGGCAUAGUAGGGCUUUGGCGGCGUAUGUAGAGGAGUUGUUGGGUUGACGGAGUGCAGGGGCUUCUGAAGGAGCGCAUUCGUUAUAGUGGGUGGCACGCGGGUGCAAUUGCAUCCGCUUUUGGUAGCGCUGACAGGAGAGCGCGCGCGGGUGCUGGUAGUACUGUUAGUAUGGCUGCGUUGUCCCGGAAGCAUCUCCCAAGAGGUUUGGCUUUGCAUGGCCCACUGUAAAUAUGCGCAAAGUGUUGCAGUAGCCGUAAAUGCCGCUUGCCGACCGUUAACGCCGGUUAGUUGCAUGCAGCACUACAAAGGUCCACGUGAAUAGAAGAUCAGUCAUCGUAGGUGUUAUCCACGCCGUUCCAGUGACAUUUGUAAGCGAAGACCAACGCUUGCAAGUCAAGUGCAGUUCCUUCCCGCCCAGCCUAACCCUAACUGCUAUCGCUGCACCGAUCAUUUGCAACAUUUCUUCGAUUUCUUAGACAGGGAAUCUGAUCGAAGCGCGCUCAGUUAGAUAUAGUAACGGACCAUCUUGCCAACCCCACGCUUGUGUCGCUUUUCUACGUUACAGUUGAGCCUCGAGGCCGAUCAUGUCUUUGAUAUCUGAAGCCGAUUUGAACACAUGCCUCAAGACCCUAGAAUCGUGCAGCAAUGGCGCCGCCGAUGGAGACCGCGCUGAGGAGUCGCGCAUGCUGGACGUGCUUAAACAGUUGCAAAAGCGAGCUGUGACAGCGGACCUUCUAAAGCGUACAAACGCGGGCAAGCGCCUCAACAAGUUCUGCAGACACAGCAGCGAUGCCAUCAGCGCCGCGGCCAAGCUGGCCGUAGAAGCCUGGAAGCAAUGCGUAAAGCAGGAACAACAACAAACAGACGGAGGCAACGGAGCCGAACCCUCAGAGCCAGAGGCGCCUUCACGAGGCGGCCCCGCGGGCACCAGCAGCAGCCAACCCGCGCCAUCAUCCCGCGCCCCCGCACCCUCCCCCAGCCCAGCCGCCUCCCGCCCGCCCCCAGCCUCCACCCCGGGCUCCUCCCUUCCCCGCCAGCCCUCCACCUCCUCCGUCCCCUUCUCCAUAAACCCUCCUCGCUGCGGCAACGACACGCGCGACAAGGUACGCACCAUGCUCGCGGAGGCCCUCGCCGUCGGCUACUCCGCCUCCUCCUCCUCCAGCAGCGGAGGCUCCGGCUCCGAAACCGCCCUCCAGUCUCCCAACCUGCUAGCAGCAGCCAUCGAGGAUGCGCUGUAUGAUUUGAUGGGCGGAGGCGGCGGCGCGGUGAGUGCGGAGUACAAGGCUAAGGCCCGGUCACUGUGCUUCAACCUGAAGGACGCCAAGAACCCCGACCUGCGGGAGCGGGUGCUCAGCGGCAGUGUGCCGCCUGAGACGCUGGUGCGACUGAGCGCGGAGGAGAUGGCGAGUGACGAGCAGAAGAAGAAGAACCGCGAGCUGAAGGAGUGGCUGGCGAAGGAGGCGGUGCGGGGGGGCACCAGCAACGCGGCGACUACCGACAUGUUCCAGUGUGGCCGCUGCAAACAGCGGAAAUGCACCUACUACCAACUGCAAACCCGGUCCGCUGAUGAGCCCAUGACAACGUUCGUCACGUGCACCAACUGCGGCCAGCGCUGGAAGUUCUGUUGACUGCCGCGGGCUCCGCGUCGGCCUGUGCUCAUGCGGAGGGCUUUGGGGGGCUGCCAUCCG